CUCUCUGCAUAUUUGAUUUUCCUCCCGGGCUGCAAAAUGUAGUCUGCUCCAUCUAAUUUCACUACUUUCCAACAGUUUUGCUGGUGGGCUUCUUUCCUACCCCUUCCAUUUAGCUCCGGCUUUAGGGUGCUUUCUGCUAAAUGAAGCCAAUUAAUAAAUGGAGACGUUAAGCAAUCAAUUUUGCCUGCCUAUCUCCCCAGCCUAACGUACGCCCGGCUGUAAUCGCAAGAUAAAUGCGAUGUGCUGAUGUAUGGUAAUGUUCAAUAAUACAUUCUCCGCCAGGCUCAAUUCAUCAGGGACUUUCUGGAGGGGAGGCAUUCGUUAUUGGCUGUCUCCGGACCUCAAGGAUAACAUUCCUGUCCUUUCCAUUGGCCGACCCGCUGCUGCAAGCCUCUUCCCGUCUUAUUUUGAUGAUGAAUAUGAAGGCACGCUGAGCCGUGCCGGAGCGCAGCGCUCGCCCACCGCACUCCCUCCCCGGGCUCAAGGACUUCAGGGGCUGCCUCGCCGCUUCCCCUGCCCGCCGCCGGCAGCAGCAACGACCAAAGUUGUGAUGCUUUUCUUCACCCAGUGCUUUGGGGCUGUCUUAGAUCUCAUCCACCUGCGGUUUCAGCACUACAAGGCGAAGAGGGUUUUCUCGGCCGCCGGGCAACUUGUCUGCGUCGUCAACCCAACGCACAGCCUGAAGUAUGCACCGACCCGCUGCACAGCCGCGCAGACGUCCACGGAGCAAGGCAGCCUUCCACCCUGCCAUCACCACGAGGCCGUGCAUGACCCCCAGCUGGUUCCCUGCACGUGCCCGCUGUUCUCCUGCCCGUGGGAAGGCCACCUGGAGGUGGUGGUGUCCCACCUGAGGCAGACCCACCGCAUCAACAUCCUUCAGGGGGCAGAGAUUGUCUUCCUGGCCACGGACAUGCACCUGCCCGCACCCACAGACUGGAUCAUCAUGCACUCUUGCCUUGGCCACCAGUUUUUGCUGGUCCUCAGGAAGCAGGAGAAGUACGAAGGCCACCCGCAGUUCUUCGCCACGAUGAUGCUGAUCGGCACGCCGACCCAAGCCGACAACUUCACCUACCGGCUCGAGCUCAACAGGAACCAGAGGCGCCUCAAGUGGGAGGCGACCCCGAGGUCGGUGCUGGAGUGCGUGGACUCCGUCAUUUCAGACGGGGAUUGCCUCGUGCUGAACACUUCCCUGGCUCAGCUCUUUUCUGAUAAUGGGAGCCUAGCGAUAGGAAUUGCAAUAAGCACCAGCAAAGUUCACAACGGCGAGGCUGAAAUGUGAGGGGAAGAGGAGGAGGAGGAGGAAUGACGGUGCUCCUGCUGCCUCGUGAGAGCCAGAACUUGCAGACGUUUUGGGGGGGGUCUCAGGUCUUUUAUGGUAUUUAGUACUGGUCCACAGUGGGCAUUAUGUAAACAUCCCGUGGUUACGGUCUCUGUGUAAUGUACUUACUGUUUUGUUAAUACAAUUUUAUGAGAAAUUUUAAAGAGGCUAAUCCAUUUAUUGGCGCCCUUCCAGCAAUAUUGGAGCCUUUUGGGUUAACACUGCUCUCCUGGAAAGUGCACCAGGGUUGACUCAGUUUGAGAAUGCCAUGAAAAUGUGUUUCCUUUGUUGUCUGCCUAACUGCCUGGUAUUAAGGAAGCCCCUAUGCCUGGUAAAAGGUAAAGUAUUCCACCAAGGUACAGGAGCACCCAAUUUGUAACAGGUUCAUCACUGAUUAACUUCAUCACUGAUUAACGAGCAGCUUCAGAGGACCUGGUGCACUGCAGUGAAUGACCUCAAGUGGACAGAGUUACAGAAGGUUUCAGACUGCUGGAGGAAGCUUGCACCUCCCCUCCCGCCUUCCUUUUGCACCACUUACUUACCUCCCUGUGUUUUUUCCACACCAGCACCAGAGAUUUAACUUUUGUACUAUGGUCACAACCAAGCCCCAGUGAGUUUGUGGUUUCAGAGCUCCCUUUAUCUCCUGAAGAGGCAGCAUUCACCAGCCAGACUGUGAACAUUUCAGAAGAAAAAGUAAUUUUUCCACUGAGCCGGGGCCUUGGAAACUUCAUCCUGCAUUAAAUCAGCAACGACAGCUAGUGGGCGGUCACGGUGAGCAUGGUUAAAUCUCAUUCAUGUGUCACGAUGCAGAGGGAGAGUCCUGAUAGAUGGUCUGCUUCCAGGAUGGAGAUAACCAUAACCUACAAACAGAACAUUCACCUUUUUAUCUACUAUUUCCUCAUGUACUGCAAAUGAGAUUUUCAGAAAAUGAAGUAUCAGGGAGUCCAAAAAGUGUGAACUGAUCUUGCUAUUGAAUUCUGUGUCCCUUAGCCCCACAGCUUAUGCUGCUAAGUAUUGGUUGGUUUAAAACAACAAAGCUGGAAUAUCUGUUUGCAAA
This is a messenger RNA of Oxyura jamaicensis (ruddy duck), 2375 nucleotides long. RefSeq names its product siah E3 ubiquitin protein ligase family member 3 (gene SIAH3). Gene Ontology annotation, molecular function: ubiquitin conjugating enzyme binding; ubiquitin protein ligase activity. Gene Ontology annotation, cellular component: cytoplasm. The record is from RefSeq and is a predicted model, not a curated record. Gene Ontology annotation, biological process: proteasome-mediated ubiquitin-dependent protein catabolic process; multicellular organism development. Bases 251 to 1279 code for a protein of 342 amino acids. NCBI's taxonomy places the organism in Eukaryota, Metazoa, Chordata, Aves, Anseriformes, Anatidae. The transcript has 2 exons.